Molecule: messenger RNA, 4620 nt
Organism: Diaporthe batatas
Lineage: Eukaryota; Fungi; Ascomycota; Sordariomycetes; Diaporthales; Diaporthaceae
Product: glutamate--tRNA ligase MSE1
Exons: 2
Coding region: 214-3027 (937 amino acids)
Biological process (GO): glutamyl-tRNA aminoacylation
Molecular function (GO): zinc ion binding; glutamate-tRNA ligase activity; tRNA binding
Source: RefSeq, a predicted model, not a curated record
GUUUGCACAUCAUUAAGUAUGAUACUGUAAAGGAACACGGCCUGCAAUCUCAUUUGUUUCUCGACAUGAUGUUUUUCUUGUGUAUCAUGUUCUAGUUUUACUCACUCCCUUCAUAUAUGCAAAAAGCUCGGGCAUUCUGAUAUCACAUUGAGCCUGAAGGUUUUCACAUCACCUCUUCGACUGCACACGCUUCAUGACCUGACUUCGUGCGCAAUGAGCAACUUGCUGCUCCUGAGGAGGAGGUUGCACAUAGCAUCUCUGUCCUCCCGAUGUACUCAAAUACGACGCUACGCACUGAUUGGGAAACCGAAUAAAACCCAGAAACCAAUAUGGAGUCUGCCCGAGUCUCCAGCACGUACGAGGUUUGCGCCGUCACCAACAGGCUACCUUCACCUGGGUUCCUUGCGCACGGCACUUUUUAACUACUUGCUGGCACAAGCCACCGGCGGCCAGUUCAUUCUGCGACUGGAGGACACGGAUCAGAAAAGAUUUGUUGAGGAUGCGGAGUCACGCCUGUACCGAGACUUGCGAUGGGCCGGUUUGAACUGGGACGAAGGUCCCGAUAAGGGGGGCCCCUUCGGCUCGUACAAGCAAUCUGAGCGGCUGGACCUGUAUAGGCAGCAUGUCGACAUGCUCUUGGAGCAGGACAAAGCCUUCCGAUGUUUCUGUUCCAAGGAAGAUCUCUAUUUUCACCUACAGCAGGCAACCGACAGUGGCGCCCCUGCUCAUUACCCUGGCACAUGCAUGGGAAUCUCGAAAUCCGAGUCGGAUAGGCGUGCUGCAAAUGGGGAGGAGCAUGUGGUCCGGUUUAAGACGUCCGAUGUGCCCGUGUCUGCCCCAGACCUGGUCUAUGGCACCUACAAAAAGGCCGAGCGCGAGGACAAUUUCAUCAUCAUGAAAACCGACGGCUUCCCGACUUACCAUUUCGCAAACGUGGUGGACGACCAUUUCAUGAAGAUCACACACGUCAUACGGGGCGCCGAGUGGCUUAUAUCGACACCCAAACACAUCGAGCUUUACAACGCAUUCGGUUGGCAACCCCCCAGUUUUGCCCAUGUCGGCCUGCUGGUGGACCAUCAGCGGCAGAAGCUGAGCAAGAGGGACAUCGACAACAUUGGGAUAUCAGUCUUCCGUGAUACAAAUAUCCUGCCAGAAGCGCUUCUCAAUUUCUCGGUCUUGCUGGGUUGGGAUCCAAACCUGCAAAACCGGCCGCACCUGGACAAGAGGGGGCGGAUGACGCUAGAAGAGAUGAAGGCAAAUUUUUCUCUAAAAUUCACACGAGGGGACAUCGUGGUCGACCUGGCCAAACUCAAGUUCUUCCAGACCCGAUUCACACGCGAUUUGAUAUCAGGUGCAGCAGUUGAUCCUACUGCUCUCAGACAACGCAUCCUCACGCCGAUCAGCUCUGAGCUGGCCCGGCUCGACCGGCAACUGUUCAAACAGCCAGUAUCAGGGCUCGUAGCGGAAAUUGUUGGUGAUGAACCUAAAAAGCGCAUCAGUCCUGAGCGCGAAUGGAAACGACUUGAGGAGGAAUACAUCCACGAGGUGCUGAAGGCCUCGAAAGCCCCACUAGACAACCAUCGCCAGUUCAUAAGGGACAACCUGUACGCUUUCUUUCCGCCGUCGACGCUGGCUUACAAAAACAGCUUCAAUGAGUUUCAAAGCAGUAUGAAUCGGAUAAAAUUGGAGCAGAAAGAGAAACGAAUCUUGAAUGUGGACAUCUCCAAGGUGCUUCUCUACUUUAGGAACUCACUCGGCGAGCUUACGGAAGAAAACUGGACCCUGGAGAAUGUCGGGGACAAGGCAAAGGAGCUUGCUGAUUCUGUCACAUAUUACAGCACCGAGAAAGAUCAGCUGAUGGAUCACGGAGCAGGGUGGAAGUUCUUGCGGUGGGCCCUUUUCGUCGGAUCGCCAGGGCUGUCGGUCGUGCCUAUGAUGGUGCUCCUAGGCCAGAAGGAAACGCUCAAACGCCUCCGGAUCGCGCGCCAGUGCGCCGCGGUCAAAGAAGAACAGCUUGGGCUCGAGGCCAAAAGAGCGAAGCGGCAAGCUGAGUUGGGCCACUAUGCUGGGAUCAACAGACGCUCUACGGGCGAUGGUCAAAGGUCACCGUUCGACCAGGUGAGCGAGCCUCGAAACGUGAAAGUGCGGAAGCACAACAACGAUCCUACAAGGACUCAGAACGAAGCUAAGGCAUUCUUGAGGCCGACUCAUCCUGAAUUACACCUACCAGAGAAAGGGCCGUUUUGGUCCCAACCAAGGCCACAACCUGUCCCCGACCGAGAACCAGAAGCAGAACGACCCGCCCUUCCACCACAGCACAUAAGCCCCGAAGAAUUCAAAACUGGCCAGCGUCACAUCUUAAGCAUGGGCCAGACUGAUCUUGCCCUCGACCGCUCUCCAUGGAGCAGGCGGGUCAACAAAAGAGUGAAGAAAACGCCGGCCCCCAAGCCUGAGCCAGCGGCUGAGAUCCAUCCAUUCGAGCCCGGAGGCUCCUUCUUCGCGCCCGCGGCGCAGACCGGUGCCGGCUCUGCACAGUCAGAAAACCUGGACACAGAGAGACGUGCACAUAAACCGCAAGACAUCAACAGCAAUGGAUCGAAACCCCCACCCCCGGACACGACUGGCUUUUUCAUGCGUGGGAUGUCUCAACAGGAGCGGCGGUCCCACCUUGACCUCUUGGUGGCUGGUGAAGCAGAAGAUGAGUUAAGGCAGGCCCGGGCCGCAGCCCAAAUGCGCCCACCAGAGACAUCGACGAUCGGGAACUCGAUGGAACAAGGCCGUGUUGUUCCUACUGACGUCCCUGAUGGUAUCGGGCCCUUUUUCGCUGGCAAGCCUGUGAACCAUCCCUUGAGGACCCAGGCGGAGCGAGGACGUCCCAUGGAUGAUGAAGGCGAACGCCAGCCCCAGGAUGUCAAAGCAAGGAAACGUCGCCCUGGGGGCCCUUUUUACGUUGGCGAGCCUGUGCGUGACCAUCCCAAGAUUACCCGGGCUCAAACAGAGCGGAAAGAGAAGGAAGCUGGUGGCUGAGCGCAGCAUUUCAGUACAGGUCGAAAGCUUGGGAUUCGAACAGUUGAGGACGGCGUUGUGGUCUUGAUAGGUACCAUGGCAUUACUACCACUUCUUCAGAGUAGCCCGGUGUAUCAUCAUUAUUGUACAUAUCCGCAUCUAGAAAAAUGCACAAUCGCCUCGAAGCCAACGAAUCAAUUUUCCAUCUGAACGCCAUCUGUGCAUGCAUUUCCCUUGCCAAGCUCUCCCACAAGCUUGAGCCAUCAUCAUCUCAUCAAAGCCUCGUGCGUCGAAAGCGUGUAAUAAUAGGUGCUCGAGCCCCUUGCUGCGCGCCCUCCUCGCCCAGUCAAUAAUCACCUAGCAUGACUCACGCCUUAUCGCCCAAAUCGUUGAAGAGCUUCGCCUUCACACUCAAGGCCAUGAGGCCAGUCUUCUCCUUCGCAGCGAUCUGCUUCGCGUCCCGGGCGAGCUUCUCCACGUUCUGGUCCACUCCGCCAUCCCUCUCAGAGCCCAUUAGGCCGAUGGACGAGCCCAUCUGCGCGCCAGUCCUACUCUUGCGCGACAGGGUGGAGUUGAGCUGUCCGACCUUGGAGCCCAGGUCCUGCAUUAGCUUGCUCCCGAAGUCGCGGUUCGUGAUGAGGGGGUUCGCGGACAGCGUCUGGACCCAGUACUUGUUCCACAGGAGGUCCAGCAGGUGCGCCUCCAGCGUGCUCUUGAACGUCUCCACCUCCAGGCUGUAGUACCUGCUCGCGUGCGCGCCAAAGUCCUCCGCCUUGGCCAGCGGCACAGCCUGGAAGGACUCCGAGUCCGUGGCGCCCGACGGCUUGUAGUCCUCCGGGUACGUCCUGAAGGCGCCGAUCUCGACCUUGCCGGCGGCGAUGGUGCGGUGGGGGUCGAUGACCACGGCGACGAAGGGGUCGUUGUACUUUUGCCACUGCGCCUGGGUGCCCACGUCGAUGCCAGACAGCCAGCAGCCGUAGCCCGGGUGGCUGUGGUACCAACCGACCAAGUUCUCCUGCCUCGACCCUUGCUCUCUGCACAGCCGUGGGAACUCAACCAUGUACUCGUUGGCCUCGUCCUGCGCGUUGACGCGGGUCUCUGUGCCCUCGACGGGCAGGCGGAAGGCGUCGGUGAUGACCAGCGCGCCGUUCUCCACGAAGCCCUGCAUCAGGCCCAUGAUCUCCAGAUUCCCGCCCGACCGCGCGUGCAUGACCAUCUUGAUGAGGGCGACGGCGCUGAUGCGCACCUUCUUGAAGUGGUUGGGGUCGGUCCUCCAUAGCUUCUUCUCCUGCAGGGCCUUCUGGCUGUCGGCGUCGAAGUUGUAGAGGGAGUCGCGGGUGGGGUCGAUGAGCUUCAUGUCGUUCUGGAGCUCCCAGUCCCUGAGGGUAUUUGUUGCCUCCAUCUUGGGAAGCCGUGUCCUGGAGGGGCGCCGCUGUGGACCGGGUCUGGGUUGUGACGGCAGAGGAUCAAGACGCGGAGGUCUGGUUGCGGAGAGAGUACAAGGGUUGAUCGGAUCCUGGCCUACUAGCAACCCGAGAACGUUGAGGUUGAAUGUGGUGAUGUACUGUCUCUCUCACACACGGGCGUGAACAUCAGGCAGGCAGGUAACCUUGG